This is a messenger RNA of Cladocopium goreaui, 4269 nucleotides long. NCBI's taxonomy places the organism in Eukaryota, Dinophyceae, Suessiales, Symbiodiniaceae. The record is from the annotation of a GenBank genome assembly.
AUGAAGUCGGACCGCCACGGAUCCUUGCAGCCAGCCGACCUGACGCCGCUGGCCCCGCCUUCGGAUGGCGGCUUCGAGAGCAUUCAGACUUCGAACAGUGAACCUAGCCUCUGUGGAACGGCAUCCGGUCUGGCACGUUUCGAACGCAUGCUCACACGCAGGGUGCUGGCUUUGCCCAGGGAAGCGCUAGAGCGUUGCUCAAGCCGCGGCCUUGCCAACCAAAUGGAGACCACGGACGUCACGCGCCAAAGCUGCGCAGUGGGAAAAAAAGUACACCUGCCGUGCGACGGGGGUGUUUCUGCAGCCACCGCGUUGAAGCAGUCUGAGUUGAAACUGGAUGCGGCCACACACAGCGUCGGAGCCAGGCAGCAUCACGAAAGAGCCGUGGCGCCCGUGAAGAGUACCAUCUUCGUAUCCAACUUCAACCAGGCGAUGCCGCAAGAUGACCUCGUGGAACGCCCCAUGCAGGAUUUCCGCGCGUGCAAGCCCUGCAGAGGCCAUGACCUAGGCGCCGAACGUGGUCGAAGCCAGACACGCAGCCAAAGAACCUUUUUUUUUUUCGGCGGCGCGAAAGGCAACAGGCCAGGGAAGGAAGGUGUUAAGUUCGGUUGGGGUCGGUCAGUGGUGGGUUGUGCUGUGAGGUAUGGCAUGUGUGGGUUGAGGUUUUGGGGUUGGUGGGUGAGGGUUGGUCAGUGGUGGUUGGUGCUUUUGGGUUUGGAGUUGGUGGGUUGGGGUUGGUCGGUCGUGGUUUGCCGCCAGGGCAGUGUGGUUGUCCACACUAUUCGGGUUCAAGAGAGCUGGGUCUUCGAAGGGUUGCGACUGGAGAGCUUUGCUGGCAACAAGUUGCCUUCAGACAUGCAAACUUUUUGCGAUUCAUGCGCGUGUCCGAAGCAGUUGGAAGCCGAAGCCAUUUGCUCAAGUGUGGAUGCUGGAAUCAUCGUGCGAUUGGCCUACAAGCAGCAUUGGAUACCAUGGCACGAGGUUAUUUCCACUGGUGCUAUUUACCACUUUUACGUGGCAGAUGCACAGAUUUUCGAGCACCUGACCAACCUGGCCUUUGCCACUGAUAACUAUCUGAGUCUUGUAGCAGCAGGUGUUCCCUUGGCUCUUCGAGAAGAAACCGUGCUGAUUAUUCACACUAUCCCCAUGAUGCGCCUCAUGGAGUUAGCGGCUGAGUCGGCGAGUCGUAUUCGCGACUUAGAACUCCGCUUGGCUGAUGCUGAACAUUCAAUCGCUUUGAUUCGCCAAAAUCUUGGCUUGCUCAGUUGUGUUAGUGGUCAGAGCUUUUUUCACGCGUGUUUUGGGCAGCAACAGUCCUCCAUGACCCCAUUGUGUGCGCGUGCCUUUGAAGUAUUCGGCGAGCUUGUCCCGCAGUUGCUGCACGGAGGGAUUGUGUUUCAAGUCGCUUGCCUUUCCGCUUCUUUUCGGGACAUGGUGAGUGGCCAGCUGAAAAAGCUUCAACUGGUGUGCGACGAACUGGAAGUUGCAGCAAUUCGGCUGGCGGCGUUUUCCCUGCCUGGGUUUGCACCCAAGGACAAAGUGCAAAGCAGUCUGAGCUACAUUCCUUGGUGGGAGCCGCCGAAUCACCCAAAGUUGGGCUUGAAAGUCAUGGCGUUGAUGGAUGGAUGCUUUGGGUAUUACUUUGGUCGUGGCAAUGGUUUUAGCCGGUGGCAAGAGAAGCCGGCGAGUUUGAAUGAAGCAAACCCAUUGGACAUGGUGAAGCUACUCAACACGCAGGAGCAAAGCAAUGAGACCUUUCAGCAACUUCUACAACUGCUCCGAGAAGGACAAGCAGAUUACUUGUAUUCGCCUGUUGUCCAAGAUCCUGCAAUGGAAGCCUUGGUUGGACCAGAGCAUUGCCGUGGAGCAGGGCUCGUGCUGGCGGUACGCUACCGCACCAUCCAAGCCGCCUUGUGUUUCCAAUUUGCACACGCGAUCAAAUUUCUUGACCAAGCGAGGGCGCAGCCGCUGCAGCAGAUCCUUUCCAUUGACACAGAAGCAUUGGUGUUCAAAUAUGUCGACAUCUUGAGUUUGUUGCCUUGCGUGGCAGUGUCGCGUGAAUUUCUACCCGCGCAGCUGGCUGAAUAUUACAUCGAAUUGGUAGAUGCCUUUUGGGCAACAGAGGACGACUUUUGGACGGUAGACGAUACUUUGCCACUUGGUGUACCUGAACAUCCAAGCACGUCCAAGCCCGCAUCAAUAAGCAGGGGGGCAGCAGGCCAAUACUUUUGCAUGGCAGCAAAAGAGCUUUUGAACAACAUCGCGCAACACUUUGUUGAUGCAGACGAUACCUUUCUGACUCUUCCUGGCAUGGCUUCAGUGUCAACUUUGCAAACUUACAUUUUGAAUUUCCAAACUUGCGUCGAUUGCACGGUGGCAGGCGGUCGGAGAAUGGCAGGCUUAGAUCCCAGGGUAGCACCUCAAACUUCCGCGGCGUCUGACACACAGUGGCUCCGGUCCCUGGAACGGUGCAACCGGGACAAUGAUGACAUCGACAUGUUGGUUUGGCUUCUGGGUAAGGGGGCAUGGUGUCGAGAGCACUAUCCCGCUGAUUGGGAUGAUGCAAACACUGGUGUGACCAUCCUACACUUUGUUGUGUACGGAGUAGUUGGGACCUUGAUCCUGGCAGAAUAUUGGAACCAAAGCAACAGUGAUAGCGCAUACCCUGAUUCUCCGCAAAGCACUUUGGAAUCCCCACCCACUGAUGCGACAGGAACACCUUCGCCCAGUGCGUUAGAGGUCAAGGUCGUGGGAAAUGCCAUCGCACAGCGCGGCACUUGUUGCAGAGACAGCGAAGAGGUGGAGCCACAGCGCACCACAAGCGUGCGUGACAACGGAUCACACAAUGUAGUUGUGCCCCAAUGUCAGCCGAUUCCCGGUCCCAAGAUGGUGUUGUAUUGCUCUGAUUGCUCUGCCUUAGAUGGUGCGGCAGUUGCUCUUCGCAGACUCCGUCCCUACAUGGCACAUGUCUUUGGAAGUGAAAGUGCGCCAAGUCACCGUUCAGCCUUUGCAGUGUUGCAUCCCAGAUGUGAAAAGCUGUACAAUGACCUACUAGAACGAGAGAAUUGGAUGCUGCAGGGUGACCUGCCGCAUUCGCCACUCAUUUCCUUGGUGUAUGCAGCAAACUGCACAGCCCAUGCUAUGGUUGAAGCCGGGAAGGCAACACCAGCAAUGGGGCAAAUUUGCGAUACGAUCAAGCAACUGUACCCAGACAUCUUUCUACUGGAGCUGGGCCCAGAAUUGAUGGAGAGCAAGCUGCUCCGCACGCCGGCCCAAAGAUUUUUGCGUGCUUUGGUCGAAUUGCGGGAUUUUGCCUACUACGUGGAUUUUCGACUGCUGGAUAGUUUGGAGGUUGGAGAGGUGCCCGCCACGCGGCAGAGAAUGUAUGUGGUUGGCGUCAGAAAGUGCCAGCUUCUAAUUCUACAACCAUGGCAGUGGCCGGAGACAUGCCCAGCACCGAAGUUAUCCCAAUUCCUGGAGCCUAGGUCGAAACAAGCACGCCGCAUGUCCAGACCUUUGAGUGGCAUCGCGCAGCAAAAUCUUGCACGAGCCAUGAAAGCAAUCAAGAAGGCUGAGCGAAGCGCAAAACCCAGCAAGGAAUGUUUUGUGGUGGACCUGGGAACUUCCCUGGACAGACGUGUUCGGUGGGCGAAGGAAAGAGUGCCGAACAUGAGCCACCAGCAUUUGAAAAGCAUGUGGGUGACGCACCUCAAAGACACUAUGACUCCAAUGGAACUUCUGAAGUGCCAGGGUUUCCGCCCAGAAGAGGUGGAAAAGGUGCCGCAUGGAGAAAGGUACUUCAAGAAGAAGAAGAAGAAGAAGAAGGACGAAUUUGCAUGGGACCAGCAGCGAGCUGCCGGCCUGUACUUGAGAGCUUUGGAAUACUUGUGGCAUGGACUUAGGCAGACCGAUGCGGAUGCCGCGGUCAUAGAAAGCGCCUGUGUGCCUGAGUCAGACAAUGAACUCAACAUGCAUCGGCAGUAUCUGCACCGGAAAGCGGGCAUAUUCCCCAGAAAACUGGAAGCAGUCACUGAUGCAGAGACGGUGCUGUGGAGUAAAAUUGAAGCAGUGCUGAGCAAGCAACAUGUCCUGGACAGCUUUCAUCAUGGUUCUGUGGUGGAACUUUGGGCCUUAUGCAGAAUCUUUUCGUUUGAAGCAAUCAUUUGGGGUGGGAAAGAAGAUGAGAACAUCGCACCGCAUGUCCAGACCUUUGAGUGGCAUCGCGCACCAAAAUCUUGCAUGAGCCAUGAAAGCAAUCCAGAAGGCUGA